UACCAUAUAAUUGUUGAAACUAUAUCUUAUUUUGUCUGGAUAAUCAAAGGCAAAAGAAAGCCGGAAAGUGGUCGCUAAAAACGAAAAAGAGGAAAGUCGAAGCUUCAGAGCUGAUGACAUUGUUUUUAUGGUUUUGAUUAAAAAGAAAAUCUUACGCAAAUUAGCGUUAUGUAAAAAAGAAAUGGUCAAGUGUUAAGGUGUGCAUGGAAUGACGUCAACGCCAGACACACAUCUUACUUCAACCACCAUCACCACUGCUGUUCCUGCAUUAUCAUCUCCAUCUAAAGUAGCAACUCCUAUUAACUAUGCAGAUACAAUCAAACAGUUAGAGCAACAAAUAUCAUUUUUAGGCAGUGGACCAUAUACCCAGCAGCAAAAAGAGGAGUUUGAUAAAUUGAAUAUUUUAUUGGAACGUUCUCGUCAGGAACAACUGAAGAUAACCAAUCCAUUAAAAGCUACUAUGGACAGUAAUUGUGUAUCACCAGGUAUUACAGCAAUAGCAGGUUUAUCUCAGUCAUCUCCUAUGGCUAUGACCAAUUCACCUACACCUAUAGCUAUGUCACCUGUAAUCCGUCCUGCUGCACCUUAUGUACCAUGCCCAGCUAUUGGUAGUACAAGUGCAAGUAGUAGCGAAGGUCGUGUUUUAGAUAAAAGACGUCUACAAGAAUUAGUUAAAGAAGUUGAUCCUUUAGAACAGUUAGAUGAUGAUGUUGAAGAGGUUUUAUUACAAGUAGCUGAUGAUUUUAUAGAAAAUGUAGUUAGUGCUGCAUGUCAAAUAGCUAAACAUAGAAAAUCAAAUACACUAGAAGUCAAAGAUGUUCAGUUGUAUUUAGAAAGAACAUGGAAUAUGUGGUUACCAGGAUUUGGUUCUGAUGAUGUUAGACCUUUCAAGAAAGCUUGUGUUACUGAGGCUCACAAACAGAGAAUGGCAUUGAUCAGAAAGACAUUAAAAAAAUAUUGAAUGAAUUUGUGGUGUAUUUAUCCAGUUGUACAGAUUUCUCAUUAUAUCUUCAUGUAAAGACUAGUUGUAUCACAAAUAUAUAUAUAAAUCAUGCAACAUAUAUACUGUACAUAUUAUAAUAAAUCCAUUUAUUAUCU
This is a messenger RNA of Patella vulgata (common limpet), 1098 nucleotides long. RefSeq names its product transcription initiation factor TFIID subunit 12. Gene Ontology annotation, molecular function: DNA binding; TBP-class protein binding; protein heterodimerization activity. The record is from RefSeq and is a predicted model, not a curated record. NCBI's taxonomy places the organism in Eukaryota, Metazoa, Mollusca, Gastropoda, Patellidae. Gene Ontology annotation, biological process: RNA polymerase II preinitiation complex assembly; DNA-templated transcription initiation. The transcript has 7 exons. Gene Ontology annotation, cellular component: SLIK (SAGA-like) complex; transcription factor TFIID complex; SAGA complex. Bases 209 to 961 code for a protein of 250 amino acids.